CUUCUAAUCAAAAAAGUUUCUUAUUACUUUCUUAUAUAUCUGCAAAAUUUUAAUGGAAAAUACAUUUCUCGGCUGUGGCGGUGGGAUUUCUGGUGGUAUAUCAACUGUAUUGAGGGAGGAAAAUAACAUGGCUAUGUCAUCUGAGGAAUCUUCUUCAUACCCAGAUGAGGCUGAGCUGGAGUUAGGCCUUGGCCUUAGUCUUGGCGGUGGUGGAGCAAAGUCUAAGUCUAAGCCUCCGCUGCCUGCAGUGGCGGCGGCGGGUCCUUGGGGCCAAUAUGCUAGAAUCUUGACAGCCAAAGAUUUUCAUUCUGUGGUUUCUACUAAAGAAUCUUCGUCAUCUUCUUCUUCAUCUUCUGUGACCAAAACUAAUAAUAAUCCCUCCUGUGGGGUGAAAAGAACUGCUGAACCUUCUUCACCACCCGGUCGCUCCGGUUCCAGCCAGGUUGUGGGAUGGCCUCCAAUAAGAACUUACAGAAUACAAAGCUUAGUAAACCAUGCAAAAUCACCAAUGACUGAAGAAAUUACCUCUGCUCUUGAUAAAUGUAAAAGCAACAAUACUAUUGUGGACAAGACAAACAUUGGCAGCAAUUUGAACAGAAAUGUUGCAAAGGAAAAAGGGCUUCUCAAAAAACCUUCCUUGUUUGUGAAGGUGAACAUGGACGGGAUCCCAAUUGGAAGAAAAGUAGAUCUGAAUGCCCAUCGCUGCUACAAGACUUUAUCUCAAACACUGGACGAAAUGUUUAAACUCAGUGCAGCAGUUGGUGCUACACGAUCAAAUGCAGAGGAGCAAGUUGUAAUGACAAAACCCUCGAGAUUGAUGAAUGUUUCGUCUGAAUUUGUGCUUGCCUAUGAAGACAAAGAAGGAGACUGGAUGCUCGUUGGAGAUGUUCCGUGGGAUGACAAUACCGUGGCUACUGUGAUUUUGUCAGGAUGUUUCUUAGCUCAGUGAAGAGGCUUAGAAUCAUGAGGACGGCUGAGGCUAAUGGACUUGCCCCAGGAUCUAAUGAAAAAAACCGGAUACGGUCUAUGGCACCAAUAUAAAUUAUAUUCCAAAUCUUAUUAAGCAGAAUGAAGAAGAAUGGGAAGAUAAAGAUGCUGUGUGGUCGAAGAAUUUUGUUGAGGCAACCAUCGGUUUGGUCGUCUUUGCUUGUAUGAUUUUGGUACAUUUUUUUAUCGUGCUAUGCACUUUCCACACAUAACAUAUACACCACUCUCUGGGGGAGUGUUUUGCUAUAUAAAACGCAAGUUCCAAGUUUUUCAUGUCAUGUAGGUACACAUCCUGCACUGGAAGUCAUUGUAACUAUGGGAGUUUCUGCUAGUUUUGUUCUUAUUUUUCUGCACCCACAAACUGUUAAGCUUAUCUUCGUAAAUGAAAGAAUAUAUGAGUGGUUUUUGUACA
Messenger RNA from Olea europaea var. sylvestris, 1399 nucleotides. Its product is annotated as auxin-responsive protein IAA13-like. The transcript is spliced from 5 exons. Gene Ontology annotation, biological process: regulation of DNA-templated transcription. Gene Ontology annotation, cellular component: nucleus. Gene Ontology annotation, molecular function: protein binding. Bases 53 to 949 code for a protein of 298 amino acids. The record is from RefSeq and is a predicted model, not a curated record. NCBI's taxonomy places the organism in Eukaryota, Viridiplantae, Streptophyta, Magnoliopsida, Lamiales, Oleaceae.